AUGUCACGAGUUAAUCUUCAUCCAUUAGAGGCAUCAUCCAUUGCUGAAACAUCUGUCGAAUAUCAACGUAAACAAUGGAAUGCUUUAAAGAACGAAAUUAAUCGUCUUGUUAAUGAAGCAAAUCAGACAAACAUAUGCUCGAUUCUCAAACAAUUAUUUAAACAGAACAUUGUUCAUGGUACUGGUUUGUUUACUCGAAGUGUAAUAAAAGCACAAGCAGCAUUACCUGGUCAUACAUCUGUAUAUGCUGCAUUAGUGUCGGUUAUCAAUCUAUGGAUAGAACCAGUUGGUAUAUUAAUCGGCCAACGACUAAUAUCAUCGUUUCGUCGACAAUAUAAAAGUAAUGAAAUAGCCAAAUGCUUAUCAACAAUAAAAUUUGUCGCACAUUUAGUUAAUCAAAAUGUGUUACAUGAAAUAAUUGCAUUACAGUUAUUACUUUUUUUACUCCACAAUCCAUCUGAUGAUGAUGUUGAAUUAGCGAUUGAAUUCGUAAAAGAAUGUGGACAAAAAUUAUCUCAAGUUAAUCCACGUGGAUUAAAUUCUAUAUUUUCAACAUUCAAAGAUCUACUUAAAAUAUCAUCAAACGAACGUACACAAAAUAUGAUUGAAGCUUUAUUUGUUUUACAAAAAGAUAAAUUUAAAGAAAAUCCGGCUAUUUCAACAGGUCUUAAUUUUGUGCAUGAAAAUUAUCAAUGUACACAUAUGAUUCCAUUAGAAUGCGGUGAACCUGUACCAUUCCUUGCUGCAUUUACAUAUGAUCCAAAAUAUAAAGAACAUGAAGAACAAUAUAAGGUUAUUCAAAAACUGUUUUUUCAAAAUUGUAGUGAUGAUGAAAAAUAUGAAGAAAAAUAUAAUGUUACUCGAAAAAUAUUUUUUCAAAAAAGUAGUGAUGAUGAAAAUGAAUCAAGUUCAAUGGAUACGAACGAUGAAAAUAAGUCAAAUUUAUUGGAUAUGGAUGAUGAAGAUGAUGGAAAAAAAGCUGUUGGCGCAAUCCCUUGCGGGAUUAAAAAUGUGAAACACGAUGAACCUAUUGUUACUAAUUAA
Rotaria sp. Silwood2 is the source of this 1044-nucleotide messenger RNA. The record is from the annotation of a GenBank genome assembly. NCBI's taxonomy places the organism in Eukaryota, Metazoa, Rotifera, Eurotatoria, Philodinida, Philodinidae.